Molecule: messenger RNA, 1035 nt
Organism: Pseudocercospora fijiensis CIRAD86
Lineage: Eukaryota; Fungi; Ascomycota; Dothideomycetes; Mycosphaerellales; Mycosphaerellaceae
Exons: 1
Coding region: 1-1035 (344 amino acids)
Source: RefSeq, a predicted model, not a curated record
AUGUCAGAUCCCCAUCUUUUAUCCGUGAGCACUGAAGAGCAACCUACUGGGCGCGGUAAACGAGUGAAGAAGCCAUCGCCGAAGGUCAGAGAUGCCGCUGCUUCAGCAGGCCAUCUUUCGUCGCCAUUGACGCAUCUGCCACGCCGCAAAGUCUUCCGCACAACCAACAACGCCUUGACAGCACUCGGAGCAUCGGCCACCAGCUCGGCGUCUUCUAAACCACCUGCUGGGCACACAACUAAUCCACAAGUGAACAAUCACUCGAGCGGCGGAACGCCCGCAGGCGUGGCCAAAACCGCGAAAGAGUUCAAGAAACCGAGAGCGCAUACAAUGGCACGUCCAAGGCAGCCGAAGUCGCAGCAGCUUCCAUCACUUACAGCAAGAUUCUCAGCCGCUACACUCAUCAUCUAUCAAUGGCCGACGCCAAAUCCACCGAAAUCUUUUCUGGACCUGUCCGGGUCUAAUCGCCGCUGGAAGAAUCGCAAAGACGAGGAGGAGCAAGCAGCCGACGCUGAGGAUGGCGUGGACGACUGGGAGGCUUAUGAUGGUGAUGCAAAUAUGUACGGUGGUCCAGAAGGCAUAGCAAAUGCUGUCGCUAGCACAUUCGUAAAGCGUGCCAAGCGUGCUUUCUGGAAGGGACAAACCUGGGAGGAAUUCGAGGCCGCAGAGUUGGGUUUCAAUUUGAAAGAAGCGGUCGAGGCGAGCGAUGAUCAGUCACAGCGACGAGUUCUUGAAUUUGAGCCUCUCAAUAACGGGCUCCGUUUGGAUGUAUUCGAUCGGAUCAAAGAGCGGCUUUGUAACGAAAUCUGGUUGGAGGCAUACCCUCCGUCUCGUCCUUAUACGGUCAAUGGGGCUACCAGCAGGCGAGAUACCAGAGCACCGACUCCAAUCACAUCUCGGACUAUGGCGGAGCACCAGAUCAUGGAGAAAGAGCGCACAACGACCGCUUUCGAAGCACGCGACGCAGGCUCCUUUCCAGUUUACGGUGGCCAUCGUCUUUUUCCCUAUUGCAACGUGGUCUUCAAGGAUGACUAG